This is a messenger RNA of Lasiosphaeria miniovina, 261 nucleotides long. RefSeq lists its product as uncharacterized. The record is from RefSeq and is a predicted model, not a curated record. The coding region runs from base 1 to 261 and encodes 86 amino acids. NCBI's taxonomy places the organism in Eukaryota, Fungi, Ascomycota, Sordariomycetes, Sordariales, Lasiosphaeriaceae. The transcript is spliced from 2 exons.
AUGCAGUUCUCAAUGUCAUCCAUCGUUUUUGCCGCCACUGUGCUCUCGGGGCUUGCUACAGCAGCCAUACCCGCAGUGUGCUUCGAUAUCUGCAACAAUGCCCUGCUGGAAGGCAACGCCGUAGGUUGGAGCAAUGCCCUUUGCAGGGCCGGCAGCGCGUUUAUGCAGUAUAAGAUCGGAUGCAAUCAAUGCAUCGCGGCUAACGGCGGAGGCAAUCUCGCCGGUACACAAUUCGCAAAAGUUGGUCAGUGGUGCAACUGA